UUUCUAUGCACUUCAGUUUUCCUCUGAAAACCCAAGAUGUAUCGGGUUGUAAAUCCACUGUUAAAGCACAUCAUUUACCGGUAUUCCCAUGAUGCUACUUCAAGGCAACAAUGUCUGCAAUAUUUAAAAGCCCUAAGAACUCUGCAGUUUAAGGGCUACAACACUAUCUUUUUAGGAGAAACUGAUAUUUCAGAAAGCCUAAUAACAGGAGAAAAGGUUUCUCAUGAAGAUACUCUCAACUGGCCCAAAUGGACUAUUGUACAUGCUGGCAAUAGCCAAGGAUGGGUACCCUGGAGAUAUAGAGUGUUUCUAAGGAAUGAGUUGCCCUUAGGCCAGCAAGAAGUCUUUCAGGAAUUCUGUGACUUUCUCUCCAUCACUUAUGGAAAGUGUGCCAUUGUGGUCCGAGAAAGAAGACCAUCAAGAGUAAAGACUGAAGAGUCCAGGCAGGAGGUGGAGAUAACUGAACCCCAGGCCACAUCUGCCCCUUCUUUACUGUGCAUGAACUGCUGCCCUGAGACGGCUGAGGCCACAGGUCACAAACUUCUCACUGUGCCUUUCUCCUACAACUAUCUGCACCCUAUAGAUGCUGCUUGGUCAUCACUGAAAUGGUUCAUCAUCAAUAACAGAAAGGAGUUUUCUCUGGCCUCCUUCGAAAGAUCCUCCUCCUACCAGUGCAUCCUCUUCAGUGACUUGAUUGUAAAAGGAAUAGAAAGAAUGACGCCAAACAAGUGGAAGGCGGCUGUUAGUAAAACACGGAGGUGGGAAAACUACUACUUGGAUAAGUUUUCCUAAACUUCCCUGGCCAUCUUUGAUUAAAAGCUGACUAACUGUUAUAUGAAACCUACCAGUAUAUUCAUCUUCCAAAGUCCAAAUCAACUGUGUUAAUAAUUAAUAAAAAGAAUAAUUUUGAGGGGAUUUUAAACCAUGACCAGUAUCCAGUUGUA
Messenger RNA from Pogona vitticeps (central bearded dragon), 944 nucleotides. The record is from RefSeq and is a predicted model, not a curated record. Lineage: Eukaryota; Metazoa; Chordata; Lepidosauria; Squamata; Agamidae.